Molecule: messenger RNA, 1566 nt
Organism: Fopius arisanus
Lineage: Eukaryota; Metazoa; Arthropoda; Insecta; Hymenoptera; Braconidae
Exons: 3
Coding region: 1-1566 (521 amino acids)
Biological process (GO): DNA integration
Molecular function (GO): nucleic acid binding
Source: RefSeq, a predicted model, not a curated record
AUGUACGACGGAGAGAUACCCGACCUGGAGGCCUGGAAAUUGGUCGUACCGAGGGAAUACUGCGCGCCAGUCCUGGAGGAGAGCCACUGCUCAGCCCAGGCAGGCCAUCCAGGUACCGAUAAAACAUAUCGAAGGUUGGCCCAGAGUUACUACUGGCCGAAGAUGGCCCGGGAUGUGUUAGCCUUCGUGAGCCAAUUAGCAGCUGACAUAGUGGGGCCACUCACCCGCAGCAAGGCAGGAUUCUGCUACAUCCUGGUGGUCCAGGACCUGUACACCAAGUGGAUAGAGGUGUGCCCCUUGCGACAGGCCACCGGGAGGAAAAUCAGGGAGUGCCUGGAGGGUGUCGUGAUAAACCGGUGGGGAACACCGGACAUCCUGCUCACCGACAAUGGGACAGAGUUCGUCAACCGGGAGCUGAAAGCGACGGCCCAGCAGGCGGGAAUCCAGCUACACACCACCCCGCCCUUCCAUCCCCAGGCCAACCCGGUUGAGCGGGUCAACCGAGUACUGCAGACUAUGAUCCGAGCGUUCCUGGGCGAGGACCAUCGGGAGUGGGAUGAACACCUGUAUGAAUUCCGCUUCGCCUAUAACACGGCCCAUCAUUGCUCCACCAACAUGACCUCCGCCUUUGCCAACUUCGGGCGAGAACCCAUCCCGGCAAGAUCCUGGAAGAAGGAGGUAGGGAGUGUCGAGGCGACGCCUCCCCUACCAGCCGAGUGGGAGACCCGCAUGAGGAGAAUCGACACCGUCAGGGUAGUCAUCACUCACGCGUUGGAAGAAGCCCACCGGGGCCAGGCCCAUUACUACAACCUCCGGCGAAGGGCCAGCACCUACCAAGAGGGAGGCCAAGUCCUCACCCGGAGACACGCGCUCUUCAACGCCGCCAAGAACUUCACCGCUUCCUUAUGCACCCUAUACCAGGGGCCAUGGGUGAUAAAGAGGAAAGUCUCCCCUACCGUCGUGGAGCUCGUGGAUCUGCACGGACGCCCCAGGGGCAAAAUGUCCACCCACGACCUGAAAAUCGACAUGAGUUGCCCAGGCGACCUACCCGCGGAGGACUGGUCGAUCAGCAGCGAGAUGGAGGACCUGCUGCUGAGGGAGGAUUCCGACGGCGACAUCAUUAUCGUCGAGGACCUCUCGGCCCCCACGCGAACCCCGGACCCAGAAGCACUAGCCCGCGCCCAGCGAGCCGACGACGCCAACGCGUUCUACGCGCUGGACGACCUCCUGCAGGCGCACCUCGAGGAAUUCAGCGAUUCGUUCCCGGACGGGCCCCUCUGGCGACCUUUCGCCCAGCACGGCAGCCUGCUUCGAUGGCUAACGGAGUGUGUCCCGGGCUUUGACAUCAGCCUAUGGGAGUUCGUGGUGAGGGCCACCCACCGACGCAGGGACCAGCAUGGCUCCAUCCUGGAGGAGACAGACCGGGCCAUCAGAGCUGCCGGGAGCCUACGGUUCUUGGUGCCCAUGCCCACAGGCCCCCUAUGGGCACCCCUGCAGCAGCACGCCAUCGCUAUGCGCUGGCUGGGGAAGCAGUUCUCCACCUUUUUCCAGGACCUCAUCCAGUAG